Plenodomus lingam JN3 is the source of this 3594-nucleotide messenger RNA. RefSeq lists its product as uncharacterized. Gene Ontology annotation, biological process: mitotic spindle assembly; initial mitotic spindle pole body separation; spindle elongation. Gene Ontology annotation, molecular function: microtubule binding; plus-end-directed microtubule motor activity; ATP binding. NCBI's taxonomy places the organism in Eukaryota, Fungi, Ascomycota, Dothideomycetes, Pleosporales, Leptosphaeriaceae. Gene Ontology annotation, cellular component: spindle microtubule; nucleus; mitotic spindle. The record is from RefSeq and is a predicted model, not a curated record.
AUGGGUUCGUUCAUCUAUCGAGAAUGGUGGAAUGGUGGGGCACAAUGCAUGUCUGGCCUUCCCCGACCAGGCCCGCCGGUCAAGCGGACAACCACGUCCUCGAUGCGUCCACCAGCUGCUCGGCCUCUACACUUGGCGCGCGGCCGCUCAGCAACGCCGGCAAUGGAAGGGCGCACCUCCCGCGCAGAGUCGGUGGCAUCCCAAAGGACCGCACCACGAUCGUCGCCUCUAAAGCGCAAAGUGAGCGAAUAUGAAGAGGGUGGUGAGGAGACUAACAUCAAUGUUGUCGUCCGGUGUCGAGGGCGUAAUGAUCGUGAAGUACGCGAGAAUAGUGGUGUUGUCGUCUCGACAAAUGGGAUCAAGGGCACAACAGUCGAUCUCUCCAUGGGCCCAAGUGCGCUGAGCAAUAAAACCUACCAAUUCGACAAGGUCUUCUCAUCAGCCGCUGAUCAAAACAUGGUCUUUGACGAGGUUGUUUCGCCAAUAUUAGACGAGGUUCUCGAUGGCUUCAAUUGCACAAUCUUCGCGUAUGGCCAGACUGGCACAGGGAAAACCUACACCAUGACUGGUGACAUCUCAAACGUCCUUCCCUUACCAGACGCAGCCGGUAUUAUUCCCCGCGUUCUAUACGCCCUUUUCCAGCGCCUCGAAGCAGACGAAACCGAGAACUCAGUCAAAUGCUCUUUCAUCGAAUUGUACAAUGAGGAACUCCGCGACUUGCUCUCUCCAGACGACUCUACGAAGCUGAAAAUAUUCGAUGACAACAGCAAGAAAGGCCACAGCACGACUAUGGUCCAGGGGAUGGAGGAGUGCCACUUGAAGACUGCGGUGGAGGGUAUCACACUUCUGCGCAACGGAAGUCACAAGCGACAAGUCGCAGCAACAAAGUGUAACGAUCUCAGUUCUCGAAGUCACACCGUCUUCACAAUCACCGUCUACAUUAAGCGUACCAGCGAAGAUGGCCAGGAAUACCUGAGCGCAGGCAAGCUCAACCUUGUUGAUUUGGCCGGAAGCGAGAACAUUCAGCGCAGUGGAGCAGAAAACAAGCGGGCAGCGGAAGCCGGUCUGAUCAAUAAGAGCCUGCUGACUUUGGGUCGUGUUAUCAACGCGCUCGUCGAACGAAGCUCGCAUAUCCCGUACAGGGAGUCAAAGUUGACGCGUCUGCUGCAAGACUCGCUUGGUGGACGAACGAAAACCUGCAUCAUUGCAACGCUAUCGCCAGCCAAGAGCAACCUUGAGGAGACAAUUUCGACCCUCGACUACGCAUUCCGAGCAAAGAACAUCCGAAACAAACCGCAAGUCAACCAAGCAAUCAACAAGAAGACUCUACUCAAGGAGUACACCGCGGAAAUUGAGAAGUUGAAAAGUGAAUUGAUUGCCACGCGCCAGCGGAACGGUGUCUACCUCACGCAGGAGAACUAUGAAGAGAUUACGACCGUUAGCGAGUCUCGACGUAUACUGAGUGAGGAGCAGCGCGACAAGCUCGAGACCAUGGAAGUCAACCUUAGGAAUAAGGUCGAAGAUCUUUUCAAGCUAAUGACUAACUUUGCAACUUUGAAGAAGGACCACGAGCAGGCACAAUUGGCUUUGGACGGUACAAAAGGCAUUCUUGAAAAGACUGAGAUUGUUCUUGAACACACGCGACAGAACUUGGCGGAGGAGGCUGAACUACGAAAAGCGCAUGAGAAGACGGAGGAGGAGCUUGCAAAUCUCGGAAAGGAUAUGAUCUUCACACUCGGAAAGACCACGUCUGCGAUCGAUGGGCUGCGGUCGAAGAUUCGUCGCAAGUCGGAGCUCCAGUCACAGAAUCGACGCAACUGGAAUUCUUCACAGACCAAGGUGGUUGAUACCACGCGCCUCGUGGAGGAUCGGAUAGAGGAGUUCCAACAGCAGCAAGAGCAGCUGAUGAGCACACUUGCUGAGCGAAUGCAGAAUUUUGUCAGGGACGAGCUUGAGAAGCUCGGUGCGUCUCAGUCAUUCCUACAAGAAAAAAUGCAGGCAUAUCAGAGCUCGGAGAAGGAAGUUAAUGAACAGACUCUGCAGUCUCGCGAUCACAUGAACGAAGUCCUAGAGGAAAUCAAAACCUUAAGAGAGGAUGUGAAGGAGAAGAUUGGUGCAGGUCUUGAUGAGCUUUCUGCCGCUGCAGAGACAAUAUCGGCGAGCAUCAUCACCGAGUUGGAGGCCUUCCACAUGCAAGUGCAUGCUUCAUACGCUUCGCUAGGACGUGAUUUCAAGACGACUUUUGACGACCUAGUCAAGGACCUCAGCGAUCAGCAGGCUGAGAAUGAGCGCCUGCACCAUGAGGUUCUCGAGGCAGACACUACUAUGAUCGAAGCCAACAAAGCUUCUCAAUCCGCGCUGGAACAAGUAGUGGCCGAGGAGAAGCAGAAGGCAGCCGAGGAUCGUCAACAAUUACUAACGCAGAUCGCGGCCCUUAUCACUGCAAACGCAGAUGCGCAAGAGAAGAGAUUAGAUGAAAAACUUGCGAACGUGAGCGCUGGCAUCAGUGCUGCCAAUGUAAUCUUUGAGUCGAAGCGAGAGGCAUACACUGAAGGAGUGAGCGCGUGGUCAAACCGAUCCCGCGACAUCCUUGCAGGCGUUUCGAAGUCUCGCGAUGCUGUCAAGACAAAGAUCAAGUCCGACUUUGCUGCCGCCACUGAGCAGUCUUCAUCAAUCAAGGAUACCACCACGUCUGUUCAUGCAAGCACAGUCAAGACUGUCGAGGCUCAAAUGGCACAUCUGGACACACAGCUGCAGUCUCUUGAUGACAUUGUUGCCCGCAUCCGUGAACAGAAUAACACUCAUCACGAGGCCCACACCAACACGCUCGCUUCUCUAUCUUCGACUGUGGCAGCUUCUUACGCCAGCAUUGGAGACCACUUGUCCUCGUCCUUUGAGCGUGUCCAGUCUUUGGAGUCGGAGAUGACAGCCCAAGCAGAAACUCUGAAGGAGACCUUGCCCGCCCUGGCGCCCGAUGCAGAUAUUCGUGCACCACUCCACGAGUUGCGCGAAGUUGUUGCAAACCAGAAUCUCAUUGAGUACAACCCAACUGGCGAGACACCACAACGCGUGAACUACAAUAUCCCCUCCACGCUCCCGCGGACUGAAGCUCAUGAGAAUAUUCUUUCCCGACUUCGUGAUGGGCCUGCUCCCGUAGAUACCACAACUCGCAGCCCGUCGAAACAACCCAUCUUCAACGAUGCCACCAACGCCCUCUCCUCCCCUACUGACAUGUUCAACCUCAAAAUUUCCAAGCCCAACUUCAACCCCUCCAUUAGUGCGCACGCCCACACUAUCUCCAAUCUACCUACCACGGGAGCCUCGUUGCGUGAACUCGAUGUUAACAUCGUCGCGCAGGAAGCUCAUACCCAGCCUCUCCCUCUCGUCUCCCAGUCUUCAGACACGGUGGUUAUGGCUUUGCCGCCAAAUAAGAAGCAGCGUGGUAAUGGAGAAGAGUCAAAGCUGCCGAUGAAAAAAAUGCGCAAGACGGUACAUGCGGUGGCGGGUGAAAAGGGGGAUAGGGAGAAUAUUACCAGUUUUUCGAGCAGUGUUGGGCCGGGAAUGAGGAAGUUGAGGAGUCAUGGGAGCACUUGA